Pleuronectes platessa (European plaice) is the source of this 2727-nucleotide messenger RNA. RefSeq names its product solute carrier family 35 member B2 (gene slc35b2). Lineage: Eukaryota; Metazoa; Chordata; Actinopteri; Pleuronectiformes; Pleuronectidae. The coding region runs from base 203 to 1501 and encodes 432 amino acids. The transcript is spliced from 4 exons. The record is from RefSeq and is a predicted model, not a curated record. Gene Ontology annotation, cellular component: endoplasmic reticulum membrane; Golgi membrane. Gene Ontology annotation, molecular function: 3'-phosphoadenosine 5'-phosphosulfate transmembrane transporter activity. Gene Ontology annotation, biological process: transmembrane transport.
GGGGCCUGUGCAGGAGGAGAAGUUGAAGACAGCAGCGCAGCUAAAGGCGGCUCGUCCGGAAGAAGAAAGCCCCUCCAUCAUUGAAAACUGCUGUGUUACGUGGCGGCUCCCGGGCGGCUUCAUGCUCUGUGUCAGCGGGGACGUCUGAGUGUGUCGGCGGCUUCGCGGCGGCCGGUGUCCGGGUCCCGGAGUGCGGGGAAAAAUGCCUUCUCUUCUAUGGAGGGUUUUGCAUCUUGUGUUGCUUCUCUUCCCUUCCACUGUGGCUGCAGAGGAGUCCUCGAUGCUGGAAGGCUGGACCGAUGUGUGGUUCUUCAGAUUCCUCAUCAACGUACUGGGAUACUCCACCAUCAUCAUUCCGGGCUACCUCCUCAUUUGCUACUUCAAGCGCACCAAAUACUUAGAAACAGGUAGUGGGAUCUGCCAUCCUCUGAUAAGGACCUGCGUAUUUGGCAAUGAGGCCAAAACAGGUCUGUUGGAUGACGUGUCGGUUGCACCCAGGAAUGAAGGAGACUCGGGCUCGUCACUCAAACAGGGCGUCAAAUUAGUCUUUUGUGCUGCUGGACUUCAGGCUUCCUACCUGACAUGGGGGGUCCUGCAGGAGAGGGUGAUGACUCGUUCCUAUGGAGCCACGACUCCAGAGGAGGAGGGGGAGAAAUUCAAGGACUCCCAGUUCCUGGUCUUCAUGAACCGCAUCCUGGCUCUGACCGUGUCGGGCCUCUGGUGCCUUCUGUUCAAGCAGCCUCGCCACGGAGCGCCCAUGUACAAGUACUCCUUCGCCUCGCUGUCCAACGUCAUGAGCAGCUGGUGCCAGUACGAGGCCCUCAAGUACAUCAGCUUCCCCACCCAGGUCCUGGCCAAGGCCUCCAAAGUCAUUCCCGUCAUGCUCAUGGGGAAGCUCGUCUCCCGCAAGAGCUACGAGUACUGGGAGUACUUGACCGCCGUGCUGAUCUCAGUGGGAGUCAGCAUGUUCCUGUUGUCCAGCACGACCAGUAAGCACCCGUCCAACGUCACCACCUUCAGCGGCAUCCUCAUCCUCGUCGGCUACGUGGUCUUCGACAGCUUCACCUCCAACUGGCAGGACAACCUGUUCAAGCACAAGAUGUCGUCGGUGCAGAUGAUGUUCGGGGUCAACCUGUUCUCCUGCCUCUUCACCGUGGGCUCGCUGCUGGAGCAGGGCGCCUUCUUCGAGUCGGUGGCCUUCAUGACGCGCCACUCCGAGUUUGCCUUACACGCCGUGAUGCUGUCCGUGUGCUCGGCGUGUGGCCAGCUCUUCAUCUUCUACACCAUCAGCCAGUUCGGUGCGGCCGUGUUCACCAUCAUAAUGACCCUGAGGCAGGCCAUCGCCAUCCUCCUCUCCUGUUUCCUCUACGGUCACGCCGUCACCGUUGUAGGUGGAUUCGGUGUGGGCGUAGUUUUCCUGGCCCUUUUCCUCCGGGUGUAUGCACGUAACCGCAUGAAGUCGGGUCGACGCUCAGCGCUGCCGCUGGCACAGAAGGUGUAACACCGAACUGGGAACUGAGGCCACGUUUUCUGUGGUGCUUUUUGUCUAUUUUUGUGUCUCUGUUUGAUUUGUGGAUCUCUUUACCGUUUUCUUUUUCAUUUGUUUAUGUUUCUGUUAGCUACGGUACAGAAAGGGAUUCAGCAGAUUUGACUCUUACACCAUGAUGACCUCAAGGGGUCAAUGUGAUUUCAGUGCCUGCAGUAUUGUUUAAGACACAGUUCUCAGACCACAACUUCGUUGUUUGGUUCUUUUACAGUUUAAUGGUGGACUAUUUUUUCUAUAACCACGAUAUGUGGCUUGUGGAUCCUGUUUUAGGUUCCCAUGAUCCUGGUAAAGGUGUGUGGGCUAUAGACAUAAACGUAUAUUUUCACCAUUUCAUGGCAAUACCACUUUAUCUGAAUCCAAAACAUUUGAACGAUUUAAUCACCUCCAUUCAGGCCUCAGUUUUAAACCUCGGUUCAGGCUUGAUGUCCAUGCUCCAGAGUUUUCAAGUGCCUAAAAUGAAGAAAUCUGAAAACGGCCCUGUUUUAUUUUGAAAACUCUGGGUGAGAGUUGAACUGUAAACUUAAGAUGUUUGAAAAGGAGACACUCACCUGCGUUCACUCCCAUUUUUUAAUCUUAUCAGUCACGACACGACAAUGAGCGGUUAGGGCAAAAUGUCCCGUUUCCAUCGCCGGGCCAAGAAAAGAGAACUGUCCUCUUACUUUUAGGCAUAUGUGGUUUCUCAUUUGUAACAUAACUAAGCCACCGGCUGCAGGGUAGAUGAUCCACUUCCUGUUUCCACCUGCACGCUCAUGCCUGUAAUGUUUGUGAUUUGUGUUUUCAGAUGUAUGGGCGGGGAUUAUUAUUCAUUCAUUGCUAAAACAUUCAAAUGGAUGGAGGUUGUUAGUUUUGAAAUGCCGCUUAAACAUGUGUCUUCGAAAUGAUUUGUUUUUAAUGUAUCCAGAACAUGGUGCAGACAUUAUUGGUUUACUUUAAGGUUCAUUAACUUGUUCCAGGGGCUAACAUCUGUAAUGGAGGGUGGUAAACAACGAUUUAUGUAAAAAAAAAAGAUCACAGGACAUAGAAAUGAUACAAUUUGGCCCUGACAUCGCUGAGGCAGAUGUGGCUCCAAAUUAUCUUUCAGAUCUUUUUGUUUUCCUGACAAUGCAGAUUAUAUUUAAUAUUUUAGAAUCCAGCUUAAAAAAAAUAUAUAUUGUGUAAAUAUAUGGUUUAUUUCCAACCCA